AUGAAAGUAGUGGUAUUUCACCGGCGAUUUUCAUCUCCCACUUAUGCUACACCUCUCAUGUCUCCUUACAGUGCCAGACUAGAGUCAAGCUCAAUAGGGUCUUCUUUCCCCGCUAAUUUUUCCAAGCCCGUUCCCUUGGCAGUGUGGUAUUUCACCGGCGAUUUUCAUCUCCCACUUAUGCUACACCUCUCAUGUCUCCUUACAGUGCCAGACUAG
Messenger RNA from Ceutorhynchus assimilis (cabbage seed weevil), 216 nucleotides. The record is from the annotation of a GenBank genome assembly. NCBI's taxonomy places the organism in Eukaryota, Metazoa, Arthropoda, Insecta, Coleoptera, Curculionidae.